Messenger RNA from Spirodela intermedia, 4480 nucleotides. NCBI's taxonomy places the organism in Eukaryota, Viridiplantae, Streptophyta, Magnoliopsida, Alismatales, Araceae. The record is from the annotation of a GenBank genome assembly.
AUGGUUGACUCCAGCGGCGGCACCGGCGGCGGGGGAUCGGAAUUAUCCUCCGGCUUCUCCGGUUUCUCCGGCGGGAGCCAGCCGGCGGCGACGGCGUAUCGGACAUUCCGAUCUUUGGUGGAGAGCGCGGACAGGAAGUUCGCAAGGGUGAGGGACUCGCCAGCGUACGCAAAGGAGAGGAAUCCGCACUGCCGGAGGAAGGUGUUCAAGGCGUACACGAGGGUGUGGAGGUUCCAGCAGGAGCACAGGAGGGAGCUGGUGGAGGCGGGGCUGCGGCGGUGGGAGAUCGGCGAUGUGGCGUCCCGGAUCGGGCAGCUCUAUUACGCCCAGUACCUGCGGAAUAGCGACGUGAGGUUCCUGGUCGAGGCGUACGUCUUCUACGAGGCCAUACUCAGCAGAGGGUAUUUCGAGAGGGGGAAAGAAGGGAGGGAGGUCGCAAGAGGAAAGCAGCAGCUUCUGUCGGAUCUGGGAGUGAGAUGCAAGGAGCUGAGAUUUUACGCGCGAUUCGUUCUCGUGGCGCUUCUGCUGAACCGGAGAGAACUGGUCUGGACGCUCGUAGAGAGGUUCAGAGCGCUAGUCGACCACUGUGGGGUUACGUUCCCGGUACGCCUCCUAAGCUUCAGUACCCCCGUGUCCGCCGCCUCCCCCUACAAUUGCGUAGCCUUUUAGAGAAAUUUGAGAUAUUCGAUUUGUAAAAUUCUUCAAUUCUCUUACUGCUGAUUUUUUUCCCCCCUAUUUCCCGAAGAAAAUCGACAAUUCCAUGGGAUUCUUUUUUUCUUCGUUGCAUUUGUGCUUCGGCUUCCUCCAUGCCCUUUUGUUGUUUGCGUCACAUUUUUUUGGAUAAACUGGACUGAACUUUUAAUGCUUAAUCUCACUCUGGAGGGGACUAAUUUUCUUCUCGCGCAUCGUCUACUUUCAUAUCAGUGAAUCUUUCUGAUAUGAAGAGCAUGUUUUCCUUUGACAUCGACUCUUUCAUUGAAUCUUUAGCUGGAUCCUGCUGGAAGAAAAUUGAACCUCUUUGUUCUGCACUGAGAAUACCGAAACUGAAAUGUAUCUCCGAAUUGAAAAUCAUGAGGGUGGUCAGCUAAACGCAUUUUUGUUCAUUGCUGAUAGACGUAAGUACAGACGCUCCGAAAAUGCUCCAUCUGAAUAACCAGAUCUCUAGUGGACCCUGUUGUCGAGUCCUUCUGACGAUUCAAUUACGAGGGAGAAAGUUGCAUGUAUCAGUCGCUUUUGUAUCGAAUAACAGAUAUGUUGGCAAUGGAGAAGAAUGGAAGAAAGACUAUGAGAUACUGAUCUUUUGAUAAUCGUAGAUUUUUGCCAAUUUAUUUACGGUUGACCAUACUUUCGCAAUUUAUCAUGGGUCAAUGUGUUGGUAUGCAUUGGUUGACGGAUUGCAGAUUGUAAAUAACAAAUUUUUAGUGGCUGAGAUUGGCUUUUAAUUGGUUGUUGAUGUACUAGAUGAAAAAACUGGGUAUAAAGCAAAAGGGAGGGAUGAAGAAGCUUUAUAACUUCUGUGUUUUCUAACAUCCAGCCAGUUGAAGCAGUUCGAACGAGGGAGAGGAUGAGUCCAUCUGGUAAUGUGUAUACUGUGAUUCUAGAACUGCUCAAUACCCAAGCAGAUGGGUAAUACAUUUCGUGGUGUUUAUGAAAGGGGCAUAACCCACUGCAAGGGGAAUCUCUAGUUGGAGGAUGGAAGAGAACAGGUUGCAGGAGGUUGAUGUUUUGAUCGGAGAAAUGCUUAUUGGUAGAUUGUGCGUUAUGUGGCUCAUAGGCGUGGAGUCUUCUCUCCAAAUUUAUAUUUUUGGAAUUUUUGUCUUGAUUAAUCCGUUGCGAAACCUUGUAGCAGCUGCUUUUCUCUUAAUUAUAUUAUUUUUCAAUUUUAGGAGACAAAUUUCAAGGAGUGGAGGCAAGUGCUACAAGAUAUUUCUAGGUUUCUAAAAGCUGACGCAGGCUUCACCACAAGCAGCAGGCCUUUGAGAUGCACUCCUAUGUUUGACUUCCACCCGUCCUCCAGCUCUCAUAUUGCUAGAUUUCAGGCUAACAGGAGUUUGAGACUCCAGGAGGCGAUUUUAACUAGCUACCAUCGGAACGAGGUCCGUUGACUUUUAAAAUGGUUUUUCGUUUUUUUUUCCCUGAAAAAUAAUUUUGAUAAAUUGACGGCAACUUCUUGUUGGUUGCAUCUUCCAUCCUCAGGUGAAGUUCUCAGAGCUCACUCUGGAUACUUACAGAAUGUCGCAGUGUCUGGAGUGGGAACUCGAUGGAUCCAUUUAUCAAACGAAUGCAGGAGAUUCUACUGAUAAUUCUUCAUUUAAUGACUACAGUGGAGCCUCUGGGGCCAUCAAAAUGAAAUUUUCUUCGGAUAUGGCUGAUCCAAGUCUGCCCCCAAAUCCAAGAAAAUCUAUUCUUUACCGUCCAUCUGUCUCACAUCUGAUUGCAGUAAGUAUCGAGUUGCAUCAUCCUACGGCUUUUAUUUCCAACCUUGUGACGAUCUUUACAUGCAUUCCGCAUAAAAGUCAGCACAUUCCACCUACUUUUACUCCUUUGCUCGUCUAUCUUGACGCAGAUAAUCAGAAUUCUCUACUCUUUCACCAGAUAUCAGGCGUUAGUCCGUCCUCCUUCCGGAUUAAUGUGAUAUAUGCUUUUGGGUUACUAAAAUGUUAGGUCAAAACAGCUCUGGUUUGAACGGAAACCUGUGUGUUUGGGUUGUGUGAAUCAGAUCAGGCUUUCAAGAUUCCGAUCAAUGAGAUGCCUGAGGAUCCUCAAUCUUAUAGGCACUUUGAAAAUAAGAGAAGGGCAAUAUUUUUUCUAUAUUUUACCGCUUUUUAAGUUAAUUAAAAAAAAAACUCUCUUCCUCCAUUAAAGAACAAAAAGUGUCAAAAUACUGCAUUGAAACAAACUCCCUUUACUUUUUGCUGGACUAUUUUUUUUUAAAAAAAUAAAUGUAUGCAGGUGAUUGCUGCUAUCUGCGAAGAACUGUCACCGGACAGCAUCAUGCUGUUAUAUAUAUCUGCUUCAGGUUGUUGACUUUCUCCCCUUUCGCUCUCACCCAGCUCCUCCCUUUCCUCAUAUCUAGUCCCCCACGGUUCACUCAUCUCCACCCUAUUUAAUGCAGGAAGAGUUGACCAGAGCGUUUCUUCCCAGAAAUAUAAUCCUGGAGCUUCAAGGAACCCUUCAAUAGCGAAUGCUAGCCGCUAUAAAUCGGAUAAUCCAUCAUCUGACGACUCCCCCCGCAGCAAAGACCAGAGGGACACCUCUGCAAGCGGCCUCCUUCUUGGCUCUCAGGGAAAGAGAGGUUAGUAUCCUCGUUCACCAUGCCAGCAUUCCCGUUGUCUAGAAUAAAAAUACAAUAUGUAUAUUGUAUUGAUAUAUUGAUAUAUAUAUAUAUAUAUAUUCCCAUGUUUCAUCCACUUAUGUUACUGGUAAUUUGUGUUCUUCAGGUUUGAACUGGCUGUAUCCUUCUGAUCUGAUCCCCUUCACCCGGAGCCCACUUUUCCUCAUCAUCGACAGCGAUAACAGUCAUGCAUUCAAGGCAGGUUUGUCAAAACUCUUUUGGAUUCGCCCGAUAUUUUCUUGGAAUGGAAACGUUGACUAAAUACAUCAGUUGACUUUCUAUUGCUUGAAAUGGAAAUCGAUGCCAUUCUGAACCAAAUUCGCUUUCUUUAUUCCAAUCCCUGUCCGCUCACUUCUGCAUCUGGAAUACCCACAGGCUUUGCAUGGUUCGGACAGGGGAGAGCCCGCUGUGCUCCUUCUUUCCCCUCGGAGGUCAACGCCUGAUGCUCAAUUUGUCGCCAGUCCAACGACCAAUCGAAGCCAGUUUACUCUCUUCCUAACCUCUCCUCUGCCAGCAUUUUGCCAGCUGGUGGGCCUGUCAGACGUUGACCAAGUGGGUCCACCCCCGCACUUCGUUUGACCCUUUCCUCUGUGACGGCAGGUCAGCGUCGCUGACUAUUCCGAGCUUCCUUGUUUAAAAUUUUACAGGAGACCUGCGGCAAUACGGAGGCCGUCCUCUCGGCCGCCCUGGCGAAGUGGGAGGUGAUCCUCUGUUCAUCAGUUCGCUUGAAUCCGGUCUACGCCCGAGUUCUGCUGGAUCCGUUUCUCCGGCGCCUGAUCACCAGGUACCACGCCUAAUGCUCGUGAGUUUGACUUUAUGUUCUUGGGACUGAUCUCCGUCCCCGUCGACGAUUCAUCUGCUCAAGGAAUCCUCUCUACUUUCUGAGACGAUCAAAAGAAACUAAUUCAACGCCCCUACGUUCUUCGCAGGUUCAUCUUCUGCCGAUCCGCGCUAUCUCUGUUCCGGCACGGAGGGAGCGGAGAGGGGGAGUACCUGCCGGAGUGCUCGCCGGAGCUCCCGGAGGCCGUCUCGCCGGAGUCGUCGGCGGUGCAGUCGGGGCUCCGGCAGGUGGCAGAGUGCCUCGGCGUCGCCGGCUGCUUCCGCUUUUCGGGGGAGGGAUCUGCUCGGAGGAGAGAGUUGGUGUAA